Pyricularia pennisetigena is the source of this 1191-nucleotide messenger RNA. RefSeq lists its product as uncharacterized. The record is from RefSeq and is a predicted model, not a curated record. Lineage: Eukaryota; Fungi; Ascomycota; Sordariomycetes; Magnaporthales; Pyriculariaceae. The coding region runs from base 1 to 1191 and encodes 396 amino acids. The transcript has a single exon.
AUGGAAUCCCCUAUCGACUUCCACGCGGACCUCCGCGUCACCAGCACAGCGCCACCGCGUACAGAAGCUUACAUCCCCGCCUCGACCAUCCAAGUCCACGCAUCCAACCUCAUCCUCCUCCCCUCGGGCGAGCUGCUCUGCGCCUGGUUCGGCGGCUCCAUGGAGGGCAUCUCAGACAUCUACAUCUGGCUGUCGCGACUCGCGCCCGGCGCCAGGGAGUGGACCACGCCGCUUCAGGUGUCCCAAGACCCGGCCCGCAGCGAGCAGAACCCGGUACUCUUCCUCGACGAGAGGUCCGGCAACCUCUGGUGCAUCUACACGGCCCAGGAGCACGGCGCCCAGAACAAGUGCCUCGUAAGGCGGCGCAUAUCCACCGACCUCGGCAGGACCUGGGGCGAGGCCCGGGAGCUGUUCCCCGAUCGCGGCAUCUUUGUCCGCCAGCCCAUGGUCGUCCUCAAGGACAAGAACGGGCCCGGCAAGGACGUUUGGGUCCUGCCCGUCUUCCACUGCCGCGCCGAAGAGGGCGUCGAGUGGGUCGGCAACGACGACGUGUCUGCCGUGCGGUACUCUGAGGACUCGGGCGAGACGUGGAAGGAGAGCAUGGUGCCCGAGUCGCGCGGUGCCGUGCACAUGAACGUGCGCCCGGACCCCUCCAGCCCUGGCAAGUUUGUGGCCGUGUACCGCAGCCGCUGGGCCGACAACAUCUACCUGUCGCGGUCCGACGACUGCAUCAGCUGGACCAAGCCCGAGCCGACGGAGCUGCCGAACCCCAACUCGGGCAUCUGCCUGGGCGUCCUGCCGAAAUCCGGGAAGCUGGCGCUGGUCUACAACGACUCGCGCGCCACGCCGGACAUGGUGCAGCGCACGGGGCUGUACGAUGACAUCGAGACGGACGGGCCCAAGCUCAAGAAGCAGGCCAUGGUCGGUGACAAGGCCGCCAUCUGGGGCACGCCGAGGAGCAAGAUGACGCUGGCGCUGUCGAGCGACGGUGGACGCACGUGGCCCGAGAAGCGGUUGCUGGAGGAGGGCGACGGAUUCUGUCUCACAAACAACUCAAAGGACAAGAUAAACAAGGAGCUCAGCUACCCGAGCAUCAUGGUGGCGGACGACGAGACUAUGCACAUUGGCUUUACUUUCUGGAGGCAACGGAUCAAGUAUGUGAAGGUGACAGCGGAGUGGGUAAAAGGCUAG